Messenger RNA from Prinia subflava (tawny-flanked prinia), 843 nucleotides. Its product is annotated as anti-sigma-I factor RsgI2-like. The record is from RefSeq and is a predicted model, not a curated record. NCBI's taxonomy places the organism in Eukaryota, Metazoa, Chordata, Aves, Passeriformes, Cisticolidae.
AUGUGUGUGUGUUUAUGUACAACCCCUCUACCUGUGCACACCACUCUAUACUUGUGCAUCCCUCCUGUACAUGUGGUCACCCCCUGUACCUGCUCAUACCCCUCGGACCUGUACUCGCACACCUAUACCUGUGCUCACAUACCCUGUACCUGCUCAUACCACCUAUACCUGUGCUCACAUACCCUGUACCUGCUCACACACCUGUACCUGUGCUCACAUACCCUGUACCUGCUCACACCACCUGUACCUGUGCUCACACCCUGUAUGUAUGUAUCCCCUGUACGUGUAUUCACACACUCACUGUACCUGCUCACACACAUCUACUUGUGCUCACACGCGUCCCUGCUCAUACCCUGUCCCUGCACUCACACCCCCAUCCCUGCUGACCCCUGUACCUGCACUCACAUCCCUGUCCCGCUGACCCCUGUACCUGCACUCACACCUGUCCCUGCUGACCCCUGUCCCUGCACUCACACUCCUGUACCUGCUGACCCCUGUCCCUGCACUCACACCCCUGUCCCUGCACUCACACCCCUGUACCUGCUGACCCCUGUCCCUGCACUCACACCCCUGUCCCUGCACUCACACCCCUGUACCUGCACUCACACCCCUGUACCUGCUGACCCCUGUCCCUGCUCACACCCCUGUCCCUGCACUCACACCCCUGACCCUGCUGACCCCUGUACCUGCUCACACCCCUGUCCCUGCACUCACACCCCUGUCCCUGCACUCACACCCCUGUCCCUGCACUCACACCCCUGUACCUGCACUCACACCCCUGUACCUGCGCAUCCCCCGCCCCGCCCCGGCGUUUCGGGGGCUGGGGGCGUGUCCAGCCGGUGA